AUGGAUUUUCAUAGGUUCGAACCGGUGGCUAUGCAGGAGUGCCGCCGUGAAAUCAACGAAUCGCUGGCAGCCAGCAACCGUUUCUCGAUCACUGUAAUGCGAAAGGAACAGCAUAAUCUCCGAAAUCAUUUUGAAUCGUUGUGCAAACAACUCGGUGCGAUGAUCGAAUGUGUUGAACCCGUGACACGAGGAGGAUGUGGCGAUAAAGCUGCCGUCACGAUGCUUCGUUUUAUUACUAUUGGCUUCAGCAGGUAA
This is a messenger RNA of Angiostrongylus costaricensis, 255 nucleotides long. The record is from the annotation of a GenBank genome assembly. NCBI's taxonomy places the organism in Eukaryota, Metazoa, Nematoda, Chromadorea, Rhabditida, Metastrongylidae.